AUGCUUAUCAAUAGGUCAGUUCAUGAAAAUUUUACCCCUAACAUCUGGAAAAAGUCCUAUAUUAUACCCUUACAGAAAGGAGGAUGCUGGAAGCAGGCUAAGCAACCAUUUCUGCGACAUCAAUCAACAGAGUUUACCAUCAGCUAUAGUCGUGAAAAGCCUUUACAGAAAUUGGAUCUUGUCACGUAUGAUAUGUCUGAUUGCCACGAAUUUGUCACUAUUGGAACAGUGACAAGAAAAGGCUCUACAUUCAAGCCAAUGGAUACAGAAGUAGAGGAUGAGCUUAAUUUGUCAGAAACACAGAGCUUGUAUGACAGCCCACAUAAAACUACUCGUCAUGAAUAUGCACUUCCCCUGACCAGUCAAGAACCAGAAUAUGCAACACCCAUCAUCAAGCGACAUGCAAUUAAGAACAUAUAUACUCCAAGGACUGGCUACAAAGUACCCAGCGUUUCCCUCACUCAGAUAAAGAAGGCUUCAAAUUCUUUUAGUAGUUUCAAUAACUCUUCCACUUCAGAUUCCAGUGGUGGUAGUGGUUACCAGAUACCGCAGUGCAUUGUAGAGUCUAAAAUGACUGAGGAGAUGAAAUAUGACCAGCCAAGACAUAUUAACAUGGCUGCGGUGGACUGUGGUAAUGACUAUCAGAAGCCACAAAGCAGCUCAGUUGUACAGGUGCUUUAUUCAACACCCAGAGACUGCGUGAAAUCUGUGGAUCAUGAGCAACAAGGAGAUCUCUGCCUUUUCUGAAUCUAUAGUAUCUACUACCUUGACUGACAGUACAGAAGUGAUUUUAUUUUGUGGUAAAAAGGUACUGCCUAUCAUAGUUGUGCUAUCAUAAAAGGGAGAGUUUUCAAACAAACUUCUAGUUUGUUGGCAAUAUAAAAUGUUACAGCAGGCCUAAAGACACAGGAGCCAUGUUAUAAUGCAUAUGACAGUUAAAGUCCAGGUCGAGGAAGAGGAAUGUUAAAAUAAAUUAGAUUUGUAGUGCAACUGAUGUGGAUAGGCACCGCACAAGAAAUCUGCUCUUUUUCCAAACUUACAUAGAAAGGAUGAUGAAAGCAAAAUGUUUUCCAGUAUGCAUAUUUCAUGAACAUAAAAUAGUUAAGAAUGUUCAGCAUUAGAUCACUGUUGUAAUGAAUGAUGGUGCAUAUCCUGCCAAAGAUACUGUAUGUCUGGCCAGCCCAUCAAAGCUUAGGCGCACUUUCUCUUGCCAUACAUUUGACAUUAGACUUGUGCAUGAGAAUGGUUGCUGGUACUUAAGGGAAGUAUGGGUGUGAAAAUCCUCAGAACCUUCUUUCCACUGGUCUGUGAAGCAAGUCUCUAUCUGAAUCUUGGUCUGUCAACCGUAUGAAAGGAUCAAGCUACCUUUGUGAAGGACAGGGAAGUAUCUCACUAGGGACCCUUUGUGCUAUAAAAAUGGCAUUUUCAUGUCAUCUAAGAGAAAAGUACGACUGCAGUCGGCAUAUCCUUUAUAAAGUUGUUCUUUUUCGUCUUGGACUGGAUCAUAAUACCAUUGUAUUCCAUUUGUUAAGCCUAUGUGCCCAAGUCCCUUGGAAACAAUUUUUCAUCUCUUAAAAUUUAUUUAGAAAAUAAAUCUUUAUAGCCUCUUACCUUUGCUAGGAAGCAUUCAGAAUUUCCGUCGUCAGAUGUAUCUCCAGAGCCAAGGGAAAAAUAAAAAAAGCAGAAAGAAGAUUACUCUUUCCAUUUCUUUCAGUAAGCCAGAAUCUGACACUACUGAGGCUAAUGAUAAUUCUGUAGACCAUCUGAUAUCUAGCAGUGUUUCCACUGUCAAGACCCUUUCAAACAAAGGCAUAGACAUAGGAAAUUACUAGGCUAAUGACCCCAGGGGCCUUUUUAAGCCUAGCUAUGCUUCCCAAGGGUGAAAAGUAGUCCCUGUACCUUGCGUCUGUAAGGUGAACACCCUAACCAUUAAGCCAACCACUAUCCCUUCUGGAAAUCGAUAAGGCACAGGCAGCUAGCACAUCCCAUUUGACCAGUCAGAUAGUUGACAAAGCCUGGAAAGAAACCAUGGCUAGUCAUAUCAGGAGGACAUGAAGGCAUUCCUCAGAUUGUAGUUUAUGGGAAAGUCCUAGUCACCUUCAAGGAAGUACAUCCAUGGUCUGCUUUGUAAAUUGUUUAAAUACUGCAAAGAAUAGAAAACAAAACUUAUUUCCUCUUAUGUAACCCUUGCUACUAGGAACCCUGCAACAGGAGUGUUAUAACUUUUCUCAGGGAUUUUUUGAAGUCCUUAUAUCUUUAAAACCUCUCCAGUUUCAGUCAUCUGCACCAUGUGUUACUUAUAAGAGGAAGAUGGAACACCUGAGGAAGAUUCUUCUUCAGAGUCUGAUUUUGAGCCUCUGGAUUAUUCUUCCCAAAUGUAAUGUAUUCUUCCUUAGGUUCAGAGUCUGAAACUGAAGAUGCUAUCUUCAGACUGACCACAAGAAGAACUUUUGUAAUGCCAACCAUAAGACGAUGCAGUAUGUUAACUCUGAGGGCAGACAGCUUUCAGAAUCUUGGGAGAGGUUAUUACAGUUUGCUUCUUAUGGAAAUUCUCAUUUUCUGCUGUGCCCCUUGUCUUUAAAGCUUUGGAGGAUGCAAUUAUGUAUAAUCCUGUAGUCAUUGAGUCUGACACCUGCACCCAUGAAACCAAAGAGAGGGAACGAUAAAGUAUCUGAAAUCAUAAUAAUCCUACUUUUGGCCCAGCAGUUAUUUCUGUGGAAUUAUACAACGCAUCUAAACAUCUUUCUUUCCUACAGCUCCUUACCAUAUGGUAAAGACAGUAGGGAUGUGGAUAGGUAUAGAAAGAAAGUGUAUACUUUUGCUACUUUGGCUUUCCAUGUCAUUAAUUACCAGACCCACAUGAUUAGGUACUUAUCUAUUUUUGACAGCAUGUCUAAGCUAAUCCCUUGCCUACCUCACUCUUGACACUAGAUCUACCUCACAAAAUAUGCUUGCUUCAGCCACUCAGGUGGUACAUCACUCCAGGUGUGUGUGUGUCAGUGUUGAUGCCUCUUCUGGAGCAGUUGCUACUGAAUCAGUGUUAAAAAGACUUUCCUGGCUUCGUCUCCAGUCAUUGCCUGAAGGUAUUAAGGAUAAACAUUUGGAUAGUACUAUAGAUAAGGACAACUUGUUUGAACCUCCUUUUGUUGGAAUUUUGAAGAGCUUGUAAGAAAGGGGAAAGUAAUGCAAGGGUGUAAGCAACUUUUUCUUUCCCAUAUUCUAAAAUUUCAGAGAGACCUUAUCUUAUUAGCAGAAAAGUAAAAAAAUGCCCCAAGGAAAAAACUGCAGGACAAGCCUAGGUCAAAUUACAGUGGGUCCAAAAGCUCCCUUCUCAGACAAAUCUUUGAAUUUCUGACCAUCUGCCACACACACACACACACACACACACUCAUUUCUAGCAAGAUAUCUGUCUCUUUCUCUCUGAAGACCAGUAAUGACCAACUCUUGGGUUUUGGACAUUAUCAGAAAUGGACACAGACUUCAGUAGAAUGUCUUUCCAAUUCCUUCUGUAAUUCCACAGACCCCGUCAAAACACCGUUAUCUGCCCCCCCAAUUCAUUGUCAGCCUGUUUUUAGUCAGGAAGCAAAGAAUUCUAUUCCAGGAUUUUCCUUGUUUCUAGUAAAGAAGGGCAUUGAAAACCAGUUCUGGGGUUAUCCAUCCUGAACACUUUUUAAGAAUUGCAGAAUUCAAUAUGCUAAUGUAUUGAACUCUUUUCCCAGGAUUUUGCUAGUUACCAUGGCUCUGAAAGAUAUCACAUUUGUAUCCCUGUUCAUCCAGGCUGCAGAAGGUUUUGAGAUUCUGUGUUUUGGGAUUCACCUUUCAUUUUACUGCUUUGCGUUUUCAGCUUUCCACUGCACCAAGGGUGUUCACAAAGUGUCUAACCACUGUUAUAGCAUUCUGCAGACUCCAUGGUAUCGACAUCUUUUGUUAUUUGGAUGACUUCCUCAUUCAGACCAGUUCACUUCAAAAUGUUCUUCAGGGUUUACAAUUCACAGUCCACCUUUUUCUCAACCUAGAGUUUACUCUGAACAUCAAAUCCAAAGUACACCUCUCUUUCUAUAGUUUUCCUGUGAUGUCUUAAUACCUCCACUAUGGUGUCAUUUCUUGUUUUGAAAAACAUCAAAUUCUUGAAAAACUUUUCUACCUCUUUCAGACUGGGAUACUUAAUAUUCGUGUGAGCUGAGCACUUGUCAUCCAUUUCACCCUACCUGCCAAUUGAUUCAAGUCUUUCAUCAAGGUUUGAAGUGAAACCAUUCUUCAUAUCAGGUCAUCCAGAAAAUCUGCUCCUCAUCCAUGGGACCUGAAUUAUAUCCUUGAAAAGUUAACACUGGAACCUUUGAACUUGUUUCUUCCACAUGUCUAAAGUUCUGUUCUUGUAAAACAGUAAUACCUGUAGGUUUAAUCUCUGCAAAAAGGAUUUUGUGAGUUACAAGUUCUUAUGUCUGAUCUUCCUUUACUGUUUUUUUUUUCAGUUAUAGGGACUCUGUGAUCCUCAGGACUAACUGUUUUUUGCCUAAGUUGGUAACUGAAAUACCUUUGAGUCAAUCUACUCAUCUCCCUGCAUCUUUUCCCAAUCCCUAAAAUAAGGGAGAAAAGAAACUUCAUUUACUUAGUAGAUAUACACUGGCAAUUAAGAUCCUAUUCGGACAAAACUAAAAGCUGUAGAAUAACUGAUCAAUUGUUUUGUUUGAGGGGAAAAAACUGGGUCUUCUAGUCUCUAAAUAGGGCAUAUAUAGAUGGAUUUCCCUUGCCAUUUCUUUGUUACUCGUAAAUCACCCAAGGUCACAUUAAAGUACAGUCUGCUAAAAUGGUUGCUGCUGCUUGUGCUUUUCUAAAAGGUCUUGACCCCAUAUCUGUUUCAGAGGCAGGUUCCUGGUCUUCUGUACAUUCCUUUACAUGAAGCAUUACAAAGUAGAUGCCUUUUUAGAGCCAGAACCAUUUUCUAGGGAUACUGGCAUAUGUUGUCUUCCAGACCUCCACCCAGUCUGCUUAAAAGCUCUGGGAAUCAUCCAGUCAACAUUACUAUAACAGUGAUCUAAUGAACAUAAUACAGUUGUGUAAGAGCUUACCAUAACAGUAGAUGUUCAAAUAGAUCACUGUUGCACUAUAUGCACCCUCCCACCAUCUUUCUUGUUUCAUUUCUGUCCUACCUCGAGGUGGAAUUUCCAUUCUUAUCCAUUCCCCCAUCUUUCUCUUAUCCAAGUUUGUCCUUUUAAAUCAUCAGCAUUUGUCUUUUUGUGAGGCAAGAAAGUUCUGAGGAUUUUCAUUCCUGUAUGAGUACUUGAAAGUGGUCUCUUGAUUAGAUCUAAAGUCAGAUGUACAGAGCGAGAGGAAGGUGUGCCUAUGCUUUGGUAGACUGGCCAGAUAUAUUGUACUAUUGGCAGGAUGAGCCCAUCAGUAGCACUACUGCAAAAAUGGUCUUUCUGAACAUCUACUGUUAUAAUAAGUUCUUGCACAACUGACCUGUGAACAUUGCUUAACAUGGUUAUGCGUCUUUCAUUGUGGCUACAGAUUUUUGUACUUAAAAGCAUAUUUGCACUACUUUUAUGUUUCAUGGUUAGGUUUGUCAUGUCAAGACCCCCUCCUUUUCUUUUUUUUUUUUUUUUUUUGCUAACAGGGAGAGUGAGAGAUGCAUAAAGUAUGCAUAAACAUUCCCAAAAUCAGUUUGGCAUAUUUGAUGUUGCUUAAGUAUGGUUUCCAAUCUGUUUCAUAGCGUAACUGUUUUGAGUGAUAGUCUGCAGUGUCAACAGUGUACAUAUUACAGCCAAGUAUAGCUCCCUACCACAUAAUACACACAAAAAUUUCCUUCCAA
Molecule: messenger RNA, 5812 nt
Organism: Protopterus annectens (West African lungfish)
Lineage: Eukaryota; Metazoa; Chordata; Ceratodontiformes; Protopteridae
Product: discoidin, CUB and LCCL domain-containing protein 1-like
Exons: 3
Coding region: 1-747 (248 amino acids)
Source: RefSeq, a predicted model, not a curated record